AUGUCGAUGUUUUCCCGCUGGGAUACGAAUGAUGGUGAUUCUGGCGGUUCGGGCGGCUGCAAGGACGAGCCGGGGGUUAGCGAGCGUGAUUCUGAUGCGAAUGAUGGUGAUUCUGUUAAGGAGCUCCGCGAUUCGCUCUUUCUGACGGCGUGCGACAACGUGCCGCUGGAGGCGCUAGAGAUUGGUUCGCAGGCGCGCGAACCUGGUGACGUGUACGACGUUCUUCCGCUGCUGGCGAUGCCCCUGCGACUGCUGGGAUCCGGGCGAAACAGCAUGCCGAUUUCGUGGAGGAUUGUAACCAUCGCGGCGGACGACGAGUUGGUGACGAGCGGGCAGCUGAAACAUUACCUGCGCGAUUUGUUGGAUCGCGUUCGCGAGUGGGCGAAAGAAUUGGAAUUCUUUGGCGAAAUCGCGGCACCAGGUCGCUCCCCCAGUCCCUGCUUCGGCGCCUCCCCCUCUCCCUCCCCCGCGGAAGCAGUGGAGGCGGGGAGAAGAAAAUCGGGUGAUCAAGACUCGAAAACUAAGAGCCAGGAGAGGGAAGCGUGGGGUGGCAGAAGCGGAGGAGGAACCCUGAUCCGUGGAAGUCAAUCCGGACUUGAAGACUCGAGACCUAAGGGCCAGGAGAGAGAAGCGUGGGGCGGCAGAAGCGGAGGAGGAACCCUGAUCCGAAUCUCACGAAUGGACGGUCGAGGUUCGAUGAUCGGACACGUGACGCUAGGAACAGAGGAAUGGGGAAUGUCUGCGAGGGAAGAAGACGAAGCAGAGCGAGCGGAGCAGGCAGCAAGGCAAGCGAGGGAAGCGGAGCAGACGGAGCAAGCAAAGGAAGCGGAGCAAACGGUGCUGCAUGCGCACAGCACAUGGCGAAUCCUCUGUGCCACCCUGCGCAAGCCUGUUCUCAAACGCACGGAGAAACACCUCGAAAGCUCGCACCUGCCCGAGAAACAGCAGGGCAGCUCGCACCUGCCUGAGAAAGAUCAUGGCAGCUCACACCUGCCCGAGAAACAUCAUGGGAGGUUGCACCUGUUUAAGAGACACCAUGACAGCUCGCACCUGCCCGAGAAGCACCAUGGUGGAUUGCACCUGUUCAAGAAACACCACAGCAGCUCUCACCUGCCCGAGAAACAACAUAGCAGCUCACACCUGCCCGAGAAUGAUCAUGACAGCUCGCAUCUGCCCGAGAAACACCAUGGCGGCUUGCACCUGUUCAAGAAACACCACAGCAGCUCUCACCUGCCCGAGAAACAACAUAGCAGCUCACACCUGCCCGAGAAUGAUCAUGACAGCUCGCAUCUGCCCGAGAAACACCAUGGCGGCUUGCACCUGUUCAAGAAACACCACAGCAGCUCUCACCUGCCCGAGAAACACCAUGGCAGCUCACACCUGCCCGAGAAUGAUCAUGACAGCUCGCAUAUGCCCGAGAAACACCAUGGCGGCUUGCACCUGUUCAAGAAACACCACAGCAGCUCUCACCUGCCCGAGAAACAUCAUGACAGUUCUCAUCUGCCCGAGAAACACCACGACAGCUCUCACCUGCCCGAGAAACAUCAUGGCAGCUUGCACCUGUUCAAGAAACACCACGGCAGCUCGCACCUGCCCGAGAAACAGCGGCAGCAGGAGGAGGAGGAGCAGCAGAAGGAGCAGCAGGAUGGGAUUUCCCACAGGCCUGAACCUUCAUCCCGUUCCUCCAACUCUCUGCCGGUUCCCUCUUGGUCCUUCCCUUCCUCUCCCUCUUCUUCCCCCUCUUCCUCUCCCGCUCUUUCUCCCUCCUCCUCUCCCUUGCGCUCUCCAUCUGCUCUGCACUCAAGCUCCGACCGUCCCUCGCCUUCAGCCUCGUUUAAGUUAGAUUCGUUAUCGUCUAAGGCUGCUCCGUUACCAUUCAAGGCUGCGGGCUCCAGCCGGGCGGCGUACCAAAUCCACCAGAGCAGAUCCGAAUCGAAUCUCAGCGACACGGGCGUGUGGAGGCUGAUUGCUCCCCCCGAGAGCUAUGGGCUUCCGGGGUUGGUGUCUGGUAGGCUGGGAGGGGAUGGGGGAGGAGGAGGUGGAGGAGGAGGAGGAGGAAAAAGAGGAGGGGGAGGGGAAGGGAGAGGAGGAGGAGGAGGAGGAGGGGUAAGAGCAUCGCAACCCCCUUCAGUUGCUUCGGGAUCGGUCCGCCUCUCCCCUCUUGGAGCCCUCGCUUUCUCGCCUCAACAGCUAACCAGCGCCAUGUGCUACCACAUGCAUCUCACCGCUGUGCGCCCCUUUGGCGCCUUCUGGACCGCAUCCCACUACUGCCUCGUGCUGCCCUGCUUGGGGGAGGGAGGAGGGGACGAAAGAGGCAAAGGGACAGCCGCAGACUUGCGAGAGGCUGAUGGGAGAGGGAAGGAAGGGAGAGGGACGAAUGCAGGCAAGGAAGGCGAAGGGGUGGAUGGAGGGGAGCGCGGGAGAGGGGAUGAUGAUAUGAUGCGCAUGUUGAUGCGGAGAAUCGACUGGGGAAUGGUGGACAAGGUGUUGUCUCUGGGAGGCAGUAGUGCGGCCUUGAAAGGCCGUGCACGUGCUGCUUCUGGUGAUGCUGAUGGUGCUGAUGUUGGUGGUGGUGCCGCUGCUGCUGCUGCUGCUGCUGCUGCUGCUGCUGCUGCUGCUGCUGCUGCUGCUGCUGCUGCUGCUGGUGGUGAUGCUGCUGCUCCUGCUGGUGAUGCUGCUGCUGUUCCAAACACCACUCAGGAUGUCCCUGCUACCACGCCCUUGCUCGUGUGUGCGCGUGGGCCUGUGGACGAACGGGAUCUGGAUGGCAUGGUGGCAUGCGCAGAUGCUGCUGCUCCAAGCAAUGCCCCUGCUACCACGCCCUUGCUCGUGUGUGCGCGUGGGCCUGUGGGCGAACGGGAUCUGCACGGCAUGGUGGCAUGUGCGGUGCACUCGCGUCUGGUGUACCAGUUAGUGGGGAGGGAUCCGGAAGGGAGGACAGCACGCAGUGAGUUCGUGGGGCCGCAGGGAGGGACGUUCCAACACUACUUCCAGAAUCACCCCGUUGUUCGAGUGGAGCAAUCUUGUCUCUGUGCCGUCCCAACUGCUGCUGCACACGCUCUGCCGCAUUCUUCUAAGGUACGGCAUAUCGCUGCAGCAUCCCGACCAGCCCCUGUUCGCUGCAUGCCAGUUGAAGCCAGAGCUGCGCAAUGCACUGCUGCUGCUGCAGGCACCACCAGAAUCCAGACCUACCAAACCGCUCCCCACCCUUUCCCACCCCCCUGCUCGUCUGCCUUCCAAAGCUGUGGUGGUGGCGAGCGCAGGGAGGGUCAGCAGCAGCAGGAACCGCAUUUUCCUGCUAUUGAUCUCCUGCGUGCCCUGACAUGCCCCGGCACAACAGAGAGCGGCGUGGGCACGUACGAGAGCGACGAGGUGCUUGGUGACAGCUGCGUGCAGCUCGCCGCCUCCUGCCACCUGUUCGCCACUAGCUUGCCACGUCAGCCGCCACAUGGCGGGCAUGGGCAUGGGCAGAGUGAUGGGAGCAACGACUCAGCAGCAUACACUGAGAGAAAUGCCUCGAUGCCAUCACAUGCGCUGCACAGCCAGCCUACCCAGCCGACAUAUGAUGACAUGAAGGGGCAGUGCGUGAAGCUGGUGUCAAACAAGCACCUGGCAGCGCUGGCAGUUAAAGCCGGAGUGCCUGCACUCGUCCGCUGCAAGCCCUUCAGACCCUCCGACUGGAUGGGCCCUCUCGUCCCCUCCUCCCACGCUGUGCUGCUUCUGGCUGACUCGCUCUCUCACUCACUCCCCCCACCACACUCGCUUUCAGAACCCCUCGCACACACUCAGGUACAAGCAACAGCGUCUCCUCCUUCAUCCCCAUCUCGAGCUUCCCAGAACCUUCCUCCUAGCCCGAAAGCCCUUAUGGACUCUGCUUUCGCCUCGCUGGCAGCGGCGCAGGCAGCAGCCGCCGCCAAGUCAGCGCGCCAGCUGGGCAAGAAGACGCUCGCUGACGUGGCAGAGGCCCUGGUGGGCGCCAGCUGGCGAUGCGGCGGUGCUGACAUGGCGCUGCCGGUGCUGAGGUGGCUGGGCCUGCCUACGGAAGGCGUGGGGGAGCUGCUGAGGGGAGAGAUGACGUGGAGGGGGACAGGGGCGGAGGGAAUGGUGAUGGGAAGGGGGGAGGGGAUGGUGGAGGGAGGCGUUGAGGGAGUGGCAGAGGAAGGAGAUGCGAUGGUGUACCAGUUUCACGAUGAGGGGAUACUGAGGGAGGCGAUAAGGGAGGGGGAGUUGAGGUGGGAGAGGCGGUUUGUGUUCCUGGGGGAAGCUGUGCUGGACUUUCUUCUCAUGCACCACAUGGUGCGAGCAACAUUUGGGGCGGCCCAUUCUCCUGCUGCCACGUCACCACAUGCCACGUCAUCGCACGCCCCCCGGCCGUCCCCGCAUCAGCUGACGAACCUGCGCAAGGCGGUGAUUCACUCGGAGCGGUUCUGCCAGCUGGCGGCGUGCCGUGGGCUGCUGCGAUUGGUGCGCAGGAUACAGCGGGCGGCGAAGGCUGCUGCUGAGAGGGCUGCUAUGGAUGAUGCUGGGUCAGUUGAAAGGGCUGCGGAGAAGGGGAGUGAUGGGGACGUGCGGCAGAGGGAAGAAGAGGGAAAGAGUGAAAGGGAAGUUGCCAGUGGUUCUAGUCACGUGAAUCCUGCUCACACGGACUCCACUCACCUGCGUUCUGCUUCAGCAGUUCCCGCUCCCAUGGGAUCUGCUCCCAUGAACACUGGCCUGAUUGGUAAAAGAAGUCAUUGCAACGGCAUGGAGGCUGAUGGGGAUGACGAGGAUGGUGUUGAUGAUGGAGGGCAGAAGCCGUUUCCCAAGAACGUCUCUGAUCUCAUCAAGUCUCUCACGGCAGCAGUCUUCCUCGACUCCACUCCCCCAAACACCCCUCCCACCGCACUCGACCCCCGCGCACCUCCAUCUCUCCAUCCCCCGUGCCCUCUCACCCGCACGUGGCAAGUGGUUUCCUCCUGGCUGGUCUCUUUUGGCUAUGAUAUGAUGGUCUCUUUGGGCUAUGAUAUGAGGGCCUUUGAACUUGCUGGUGCUCGCAUGAAUCUCUACUGUGCAGGGCUUCAGGCAGCUGUACCAGCAGGCAGAGGGGAUGUGCGUGCAGGGGCAGGAAGAGGGGAUGUGCGUGCAGGGGCAGGAAGAGGGGAUGUGCGUGCAGGGGCAGGAAGAGGGGAUGUGCGUGCAGGGGCAGGAAGAGGGGAUGUGCGUGCAGGGGCAGGAAGAGGGGAUGUGCGUGCUGGGGCCCAGAAAUCACAUGGAGAACCAGAUGAUGCUGGCAUGACCUCUCUGCCCACUUGUCCCUCUCGACCCCGCCCCUUCGGUGUAUUUGGGUUCGUCUCAGACCGUGCACGGCUUCCGGCAGCUACGAUGCAGGGCUUCCGGCAGCUGUAUCAGGAGGCAGAGGGGGCGCGGACGAUGCAGGGCUUCCGGCAGCUGUAUCAGGAGGCAGAGGGAGCGCGCGUGCUGGGGGCUAUGAGAGCCGCAUGGGAGGCGCAGGCGGAGGAAGGAGAUGACGAAGGGCAGGGGAAGGAGGCAGGAGGAGAAGGCAUAGCAGGGAUGGACGUGGUUCUGCCUGAGAGUGGUUCUCAGAAGGGAGGAAUUAGUGAGUGUACUGGUGGGGAGCAGAAGACAGGAGGGAAGAAGAGGAAGCGAGGAAAGUCUGGAAAAGGGGUGGGGGUGGCAGCUGCAGCAGCAGCAGCAGCAGCUGGAGACACAGCGGCACUAGGAGGGAUUACGAUGGGUUUGGCUGCUCCGGACGCCCUGGUUGGGCCCCGAGGCUGUGAGCCAGGUCCGGCGGCUAUAUCUGCCCUGAAUCACACGUGCAUGGCGCGGCGAUGGACGGCAGUGUACAGUGAGAGAAUCAUAUCUCCAGCUGCACACAUUGAGGCUGCCUUAGGCAGUAACGGAUUGGAACAAGGUGGCGGCGCUAUUGGGAGCGCCCCUGCUGCUGCUGCUGCCAGAGUUGCUGGGGCCAUUCCAAUGGAUGGUGGUGGAUCUACCGAUGGUGGCGUAAUCAACGGUGGAGAUUCCACCGUUGGUCCCUCUACCAGCCUUGCUGCUUGUGGUGGUGGGGAGGCAGUUGUUGGUGGUGCCAGCUGUCAACCUGCUGGCGGAAAUACAAGUGCUCCCAGGUAUGUAACUUCUCAUGCCUUAGCCACCUUGUAG
This is a messenger RNA of Closterium sp. Naga37s-1, 6159 nucleotides long. The record is from the annotation of a GenBank genome assembly. Lineage: Eukaryota; Viridiplantae; Streptophyta; Zygnematophyceae; Desmidiales; Closteriaceae.